UAUCAAAUGAAUUCGCUGGUUCAAGAAGAUCGCAAGUCUCUCAAAUUUGUCUCUAUAAUGUAAUGCCGGCUCGCAUCUUUGGUAGUAUAUUUGACAGCAGAACACGCUUUUCGAAAAGAUUGAUUUCAAGUUGUUGUCCAGUUUGGUGAAAAAUUCUGGUGCCGAUUAAUCCAAAAAUUCAAUGAAAUAUAUGAUUUUUAUAAGUGAAUAGUAUAGUUAUUUGCGUAGCAAAUGUAUUAUGAGUGAAUACUACUACCUGGACAUAUCACUGAAACUCGCCGACGAACCGAAUCAGCUGCUGCCCGUUUACUUCAAAAGUUGCCUGGAGCGGUCUCUUCUGAAAAUUUUCGGCGAAAUCGGUGGCCUCACCACGGUGGAUGUUCUGAAAUUUGACGCCCCCCGAGCAAGAGCCAUAGUCAGAAUUCCGUCGGAUUUUUACGUCAAGUUCAGAGCGGCGACAACGCUGACUGGCAACUUUCAGGACAUACCGUGCAAUUUCGUUGUACAUAAAGCGAGUCCGAUCCUGCUUGGACUGACCGAGACACAUUUGGAGUAUUUCAAAGCUAACUGA
Aedes albopictus (Asian tiger mosquito) is the source of this 571-nucleotide messenger RNA. RefSeq names its product ribonuclease P protein subunit p14-like. The record is from RefSeq and is a predicted model, not a curated record. Lineage: Eukaryota; Metazoa; Arthropoda; Insecta; Diptera; Culicidae. The coding region runs from base 239 to 571 and encodes 110 amino acids. Gene Ontology annotation, biological process: tRNA 5'-leader removal. The transcript is spliced from 2 exons. Gene Ontology annotation, cellular component: multimeric ribonuclease P complex; nucleolus. Gene Ontology annotation, molecular function: ribonuclease P activity; ribonuclease P RNA binding.